Ostreococcus lucimarinus CCE9901 is the source of this 597-nucleotide messenger RNA. RefSeq lists its product with no specific name. Gene Ontology annotation, molecular function: serine-type endopeptidase activity. Gene Ontology annotation, biological process: thylakoid membrane organization. The transcript has a single exon. The annotation marks the transcript as partial. The record is from RefSeq and is a predicted model, not a curated record. NCBI's taxonomy places the organism in Eukaryota, Viridiplantae, Chlorophyta, Mamiellophyceae, Mamiellales, Bathycoccaceae. Gene Ontology annotation, cellular component: chloroplast thylakoid membrane.
GGCGGCGGCGGGUCGAGCGACGGCGACGGCGACGACGAGUACGUCGUCGACGUCGACUACCCGGAGUGGGUGCCGGAGUUUUUGAGGUUUAAUCGAGAGGAUAUAGCGACGGUGUUGAUCACGUUCGCGGUGUCGCUGGGAUUCAGACACUUUGUGGCGGAGCCGAGGUACAUUCCGUCGCUGUCGAUGUAUCCGGUGUUCGACGUCGGCGAUAGGUUGAUCGCGGAGAAGCUGACGUAUCGGUUCAAUCGCGAGCCCAUGGCGGGAGACGUGGUGAUCUUUAAUCCACCGAAGACGCCGAAAACGAUGAAGGUGAGCAAUGAGGUGUUUAUUAAGCGCGUCGUGGCGGUGGCGGGCGAUACGGUGCAGGUCAAGCGCGGCGAGCUCUUCGUCAACGGCGUCUCGAGAGGGAAAGAGUUAAAGCUCGAGCCGAUCAAGUAUCAGUACGGCCCGUUCACCGUGCCCGAGGGCGACGUGUUCGUGAUGGGCGAUAACAGAAACAAUUCUUUCGACUCCCACGUCUGGGGACCGCUGCCGAAAAAUCGCAUCAUCGGCCGCGCCACGGCCAAGUAUUGGCCGCCGAACAAAAUCGGCGGA